UUUAUAUUCAACCCAGCGAGUUAGAGCUUGUGGAAAUAAUGCAAAGAAAUAUAAUUGACGAGUAUGGAAAAGGCUAUGUGCACUUCAACUUCACUGUGAAAAGUUUGGAUGGCACGGUUCAUUUGUUCUUCGCUGACGUACAUCCUGACUGUAGAGAAGUUGAAGAUGUUUAUCACUGCACUGCUCUGAACACGAUUGAUUCUGGUCAUUGUAUUGGGUGCAAGGAUCGAGCAUCAGAUCUUCACCAUCCUAAUGAUGGUGGCUACUUGGGUGGGCACAAAGACGUAGGAUUUCCAUUUAUGGAGUAUGAUGAUAGUGAUUCAGCUGGUGAAGAUGAAUGGCGGACAAUGAUUGGGUUGAGUGAAGGUGAUAAGUAAUAAUGUAGGAUUUCCCUUUGUGGAGUAUGAUGAUAGUGAUUCAGCUGGUGAAGAUGAAUGGGCGACAGUGACUGGGUAGAGUGAAGAUGAUGAGUAUAAUGUAUUCUGCUAGCGUGGAAAAAAAAUAUUUAUAAGACAUGGAUCUUCAGGUCUAUUCUGUUUUCUUAUUUUCUUGUGGUGGAAUCUACUCUUUUUUUUUCUGGAUGCGGAGGAAUCUACUUUGUGCAAAGGGCCCUGGAGCGUCAUUAGCUAGAGUUGUAAUUUUAGAGUUGACAAUAGUUUUUGAGCCAGUAUUAUGAGUUGUGCACGUGUAUUUUAUUCAUCAUUUCCUAAUGUAAGAUGCUUGUGCGUAA
Molecule: messenger RNA, 730 nt
Organism: Lolium perenne
Lineage: Eukaryota; Viridiplantae; Streptophyta; Magnoliopsida; Poales; Poaceae
Source: RefSeq, a predicted model, not a curated record